GAGAGUGCAUGUGUGGUAAAGAGGCUCAAAGCAGCUAGAGGAGAUAAGAUUGCUGCAAUCUGCAACAAGAAGCUGCAAGCAAUGGCAUCGGCAUCUUUCCUCAAGUCAUCUCCUGUCCUUGAUAAGUCCGAGUGGGUGAAGGGCCAGACCCUCCGCCAGCCCUCGUUCUCCGUCGUCCGGUGCCACCCGGCAACCGCCGCAUCCGCCCUCACCAUCCGCGCAGGGUCCUAUGCUGAUGAGCUUGUCAAGACAGCGAAAACCGUUGCAUCACCAGGACGUGGGAUUUUGGCCAUGGACGAGUCUAAUGCUACAUGUGGGAAGCGUCUGGCUUCAAUUGGGUUAGAGAACACCGAGGCCAACCGCCAAGCAUACCGUACCCUCCUUGUGACAGCUCCUGGCCUGGGUCAAUACAUCUCUGGUGCUAUCCUGUUUGAGGAAACCCUCUACCAAUCCACUACGGAUGGAAAAAAGAUUGUGGAUAUUCUCGUUGAGCAAAAAAUUGUCCCUGGUAUCAAAGUCGACAAGGGUUUGGUGCCCCUGGCCGGUUCCAACAACGAGUCAUGGUGCCAAGGUCUCGACGGCCUUGCUUCGCGCACAGCUGCUUACUACCAGCAAGGAGCUCGUUUCGCCAAAUGGCGUACCGUUGUGAGCAUUCCCAAUGGCCCAUCUGCCCUGGCAGUGAAGGAAGCAGCCUGGGGUCUUGCCCGCUACGCUGCCAUUUCUCAAGACAAUGGGUUGGUCCCAAUUGUGGAGCCAGAAAUCCUGCUUGAUGGUGAGCACGGCAUUGACAGGACAUUUGAGGUUGCCCUGAAGGUGUGGUCUGAGGUUUUCUUCUACCUUGCUGAGAACAAUGUCCUGUUUGAGGGUAUUCUCCUCAAGCCUAGCAUGGUUACUCCUGGAGCGGAAUGCAAGGAGAGGGCCACUCCUCAACAGGUUGCCGACUACACCCUCAAGCUCCUCCACAGAAGAAUCCCCCCAUCCGUGCCCGGAAUCAUGUUUUUGUCUGGUGGCCAAUCUGAGGUUGAAGCAACUUUGAACUUGAAUGCCAUGAACCAAUCUCCACACCCAUGGCACGUGUCUUUCUCCUAUGCCAGAGCCCUCCAGAACACUUGUCUCAAGACAUGGGGAGGCAGGCCUGAGAACGUCAAGGCAGCUCAGGACGCACUGCUUCUCCGUGCCAAUGCCAACUCUCUUGCGCAGCUUGGAAAGUACACUGGUGAAGGAGAGUCAGAAGAGGCCAAGAAAGGCAUGUUCGUCAAGGGCUAUGUCUACUAAUUAAGCUGUUUGUGCCAAAAGCAAUAGAUGAUGAUGAUGAUGAUGAUGGAGGGAUGAAAUACUAGUUUCUAUGGAUUGUACUGUGCUUUAUAGCGUGGAAACUAUUUUUGUUCAUGAUUACAUGUACUUUUAGCUACUUAAUAGCCUUCUAGUUCUUGAUGAGAUUAGGUAGUGCAUGUGCUCUUAAAUUUGCAUCAUCACAAGCUAAAGUUCUUGAA
Messenger RNA from Carya illinoinensis, 1493 nucleotides. RefSeq names its product fructose-bisphosphate aldolase 1, chloroplastic. The coding region runs from base 82 to 1275 and encodes 397 amino acids. Gene Ontology annotation, biological process: glycolytic process; fructose 1,6-bisphosphate metabolic process. Gene Ontology annotation, cellular component: cytosol. Gene Ontology annotation, molecular function: fructose-bisphosphate aldolase activity. The record is from RefSeq and is a predicted model, not a curated record. Lineage: Eukaryota; Viridiplantae; Streptophyta; Magnoliopsida; Fagales; Juglandaceae. The transcript is spliced from 6 exons.